AUGGAGGGUGAUAUCGAACCUGCGGAGUCCAUAGCAGGACGACCAAAUGUUUCAAGCAUUCAGACCCCCUACACGAUCCUAUCUCCCUCUAACUCUACCCUUACAACGACUGGCCAUCAGACAUCACCCGAGCGAUCAUCUAUCGCGAAUUUUGUUGCACCGGCAGGCGAGUCCUACAGCUUCGGGACCAAUGCCUUCUUUGCUUCCGGAUCGAAUCUUCAGAAUGUCACGAGCACUCUCAAGACUCUGCCCUUACUGCCCUCUUUUACCCCUGUCAGUUCGAUGGCCGCUGUGCAGAUCUUACCACAACAGUCAUCUGCCGGCCCUCUUGCCUGCGCCUCGAAUGCGUUGGUUUGCGACUUCGGAUAUCUCGCUUCCUCAACCCCUCACGCGAAGGACCGCUAUGCUAUAGACGCCGACGCUACCAACCUGGCGGCCGCCAGCCACACCUGGCCACAACAACGAUUCCCAGACCAUCCUGUCCAUCCGUUACACAUGCUACACACCUUCGAGUCUGGCCUGUUCCCGAAAGCCCACUCGACACGCCAGUACAAUUCAAAUCCCCCACUUACUCCCUUUGCACUUCCAUCUUCAAACCCUACCAACAUAACCACGACCGACCAAGCUCGACCACAGGGGGCGGAUCCCAGUCACGCUUCUGUGAUAUCACAUGCACCAGUCCAAACUUCCCUUGCCCUGGGAGUCGAUGUAAGAAAAAUCCCAAGAUGGGGAAAACGAAACAAAGACUAUGAGAAGGUGUGGAUGACAGCCAUAUUGGAAAAGGUCAUAAACAAUCCCACAGGCGUUGCAGUCAAGUUUUCCAAAGAUCCGAUUCUGAACCAUAUGUACCAGAAGCUAAGCCGUUGGCGCAUAUCUUUUGACGACGAUGAAAUGGCUGCGCGCGGUCCGGCUUACCAAGGAAAGAAGCGCAAGAGAGAAGAACUUGAGAGAAAAUCGACCGCCCAGGAACUUCAUGUUAGCCCAGAAGGUGAUGCAACAAAGUCAACAGGCCCAGCCUCACCUGUCGUCGAUGAUGCAAGUGGGCAUGGUUCACACUCUACGGAGGUUAACCUUGAGCAGCCAGACACCACAGACACUGCCGAUCCUCUUGCCGACAAGAAGAGAUUGAUUCGCGCUGAUGAAAUUCACGACUUUGCAUUUGGAGGCGGUGCCUACCUUGACUGCCCAAAGUGCGCAGAAGGUUUUGAUGAGUUCUGGAUGUGGAGCAAACAUCUAAAGGAAGAAUGUGGUAUCGAAUGCGGUAUCUGUUCAGUGAACUUUGAAGAGGUUUCUGGUCUGCUCAUGCAUCGUAGCACGUGCAAGGAACAUCUGAUGAAGGUGUCGACCUUGAAGGAGGAAAUCGCGCUUGGGUCAUAG
Aureobasidium pullulans EXF-150 is the source of this 1377-nucleotide messenger RNA. RefSeq lists its product as uncharacterized. The transcript has a single exon. Lineage: Eukaryota; Fungi; Ascomycota; Dothideomycetes; Dothideales; Saccotheciaceae. The record is from RefSeq and is a predicted model, not a curated record. The coding region runs from base 1 to 1377 and encodes 458 amino acids.